AUGGAUGCAACGCCAUAAUUUUUAAAGAAUAAGUGAAUUCCCCCCUGGCUUUGUUGCACGCAAUAAAACAUCUCAAAUAGAUUGAUCGCAAGAACACAAGAGUUUCUCGAGCAAAAUUGUACAGGUCACCAUGUCAGAUGUAGUAUUCGGAUUUUACGCCUGCAUUGCAUUCGUUGUAAUAGUAUUUUUUAAUGUUGGGUUCUUCACGCCAAACUGGCUAACUGUGCAAGAAACACCAGCCAACUCUUCCAAGCCUUCUGUCAACUGUUCCAAGCCUUCAGUAACCUCUUACACGCCGGCAGUCAACUGUUCCAGGCCUUCGGUCAACUGUUCCACGCCUUCGGUAUCCUCUUACAUGCCUGCAGUCAACUGUUCCAAAACUUCCGUGAACUGUUCCACGCCCUCGGUCAACUGUUCCAUGCUUUUAGUAAACUCUACCGCGUCUUCAAGAAUAUGCAACUAUGGCCUGUUUUACAGUGUUGAUUGCCCAAAUGAUGAGAAGGCUUUUGACUGGACCAUUAUUGGACUGAAUAUUGCCACGUCUGUGUGUUUGACGGUCAUUCCUUUCUUCUGGUGUCUCCUGUCAUGCAUGCUUUGCUGCAAAAAAGACGACUCAGACGACGCAUGCGCUGACGGUUGCUGCAGUUGUUACACGUUCUUUUAUGCUGCUGGAGGUAUCCUGGGCUUUGCGUCAACUUUGAUUGUGGUUUCAAAAUUUGAUAACAGUCAGUUGGGGUGGUCUUUCUUUCUGACAGUUGCAGCAACUUCAGUGAUUUUGUUACAGUUUGUGCUUUUAAUCACCUACUUUGUUUGCUCUCGAAAAAUGAACGAAAAAUGCACGGUAUUCCUUGUCUAUAGAAGACGACAUUCCUAAUUGUUACGUUUGAAUUAAACUUUGUAAGUAUCCAGUGUUUUAAUAACCUGUUGUUGUUUUUGCCAAAAUAAACUUUUUAUAAGUGUUUACUGAGUUAAGUAUUUUCAAAGCUUAUAAAGAAAAUUUUGUACAAAAAUAUUAUUUUUAGUCAUUUUUUUUUACUUAUUUUCACACAAAAUACAUUGCAUUUUUAUAAAUAGAUCUCAUUCCCGAUAAUA
This is a messenger RNA of Saccostrea cuccullata (small rock oyster), 1092 nucleotides long. RefSeq lists its product as uncharacterized. The record is from RefSeq and is a predicted model, not a curated record. The transcript is spliced from 5 exons. The coding region runs from base 131 to 874 and encodes 247 amino acids. Lineage: Eukaryota; Metazoa; Mollusca; Bivalvia; Ostreida; Ostreidae.